AUGGAAACCAAAACUCGACAGGAGACUCCUCUACCUCCCCCCCCCCCCCCCCCCUCCCUCUUCCCCCAAUCAACCCAUUUCAAUAGAUCAGAGGUCGACACCACACGCGCAUUUCGAUCCGUUAAAGAAGCGGUCGCCAUUUUCGGCGAGCGCUUCUUAGCUUCCCAAAUCCACACCAGCAAACCAACACUCUCUAGUCCUUCUCCUUUGCUUUCGGGUAAAUACUCUAAUCCUUCUCCUCCUCUUCUCUUUCCUCCUCCUAGAGCCUCUUCCUCGUCCAGCAUUGAUGUUCCACCUAACACCUCGGAGAGUCCGUUGCUCGAAAAAUUCAUUGAGGAAUUGGAGGAGACAAAGCGCGAAGUUAAGGAGCUGAAAGCCAGAGAGACUGAGACAGAGAUAGUUGUGGCUUCUCUAAAUGCGGAGGUCCAUAAGAACAGCGCAAAACUGGCGGCUGCCGAGGCCACGGCCGCCGCCUUAGCGGCUAUGAAAGCCAAGGGAGUAGUGAGAGAAGAAGAAGAAAUAAAAAGUGAAGGAAAUAAAAACGAAUUGGUGUUGUUCAAACGUGCUCCCUCUCUAGCCCAAGUUUUGGGCAUGGGAGAGGAGACAAGCAGUGGAGAUGGGUAUAAACGCUUUACAAUUGGAAAUUCCUAUAAGAAGAAAAAGAAGAAGCAGCAACAAGAACAAAGGAAAAAGAAGCCCAUAAUUCCUUUGAUAACUGAAUUCUUUAGGAGAAGCAAGAAGGACCAUGUUGAGACCUGCACUUCUAAAUACAUUUCCUCUUACUAUAAUAACUCUAGUUUGUAUUAUUGCUAAGUCACACCUGUGGUAAUAAUUUAUACAAGUGUUCUAACGUGUAGACCCAGUACCUUGGCCCUAAGUUUUGGAUAUCAAUAUAUCCAACAAUCCUCCGUGUGCAGAAGCUCUAAACCCGACGGGUUGAUUUUUCGACGCACAACACUAAGGAGGGUGCUUAUUGCUUGUGGGCAUGGGUGUUAGAUUUGGCUGCGCAAUCACUAAAUAACCCAUUUAUAUGGGCAUCACCACGUUCUACUUACAUUCAUUGGAAAUCGACUCAAUUCAUGUACUCUUGGCUCCAUAUCAUGAGAAUUAGACUUGUUAACCCAUUGAGAGGACACUAAUUAGUUUAGAGAUUGUAUUCUAUGAGACCACAUUAAAAACCAUUCCAUACUGUAAUACUAUUGCUUUUUCGUAUAAUAAGGCCUCAAUUACUCCUGGCCCUCAAAUGUGAAAACAU
Amborella trichopoda is the source of this 1255-nucleotide messenger RNA. Its product is annotated as WEB family protein. The record is from RefSeq and is a predicted model, not a curated record. NCBI's taxonomy places the organism in Eukaryota, Viridiplantae, Streptophyta, Magnoliopsida, Amborellales, Amborellaceae.